Molecule: messenger RNA, 4709 nt
Organism: Amblyraja radiata (thorny skate)
Lineage: Eukaryota; Metazoa; Chordata; Chondrichthyes; Rajiformes; Rajidae
Gene: synj2bp
Product: synaptojanin 2 binding protein
Exons: 6
Coding region: 54-464 (136 amino acids)
Biological process (GO): establishment or maintenance of epithelial cell apical/basal polarity; receptor localization to synapse; receptor clustering
Cellular component (GO): basolateral plasma membrane; cell junction
Molecular function (GO): protein kinase binding
Source: RefSeq, a predicted model, not a curated record
CGGCGGCUGCGCCCCGGCUCCGUGGUCGCGGCGGCUGCUCUGCCCGCGUCGGCAUGAGUUGCGCGGCUGUCGCCACCCUGACGGAGGAGAUCCGUCUGAAGCGAGGCGUUGCAGGGUUGGGGUUCAAUAUUAUUGGAGGAACUGAUUACCAGCCCAAUUGUAAGGACAGCGCAAUCUAUGUGAGCAAAAUAAAAGUUGAUGGACCAGCAGCUCUUGAUGGACGAUUAAAGGAGCAAGACCAAAUCUUAGCAAUCAAUGGGCAAAAGCUUGAUAAUGUUACGCAUCAGGAAGCAGUGGAAAUAUUUCGAAAUUCCGGCAAUGAGGUGACACUAUUGGUUUUAAAAAAGAUAAGAAUCGAGAAUGAUCAAAACAACAAGGCAUCUGUAUCACAACUAGUAAUGGCAAUUCUGGGUAUAACAGUGUUGGCAAUGUGUGUAUAUGUGAAAUAUCGCCGCAGGUUAUGAAGAUAGAAAAUGUCCUCGUCUUUUAAUGUAGGCCAAAAUGCUAAUGUCCACAUAGGCUUACUUAUCAGUGUGCCUAGCCAAAUGCUGACUUUGAAAUUAGAUCUAUUAUAGAUCUUAAAGGGAAUGUACACAUUUGUAGAAUACCUGAAUCAUUUAUAUGCCACAGAAUAUAAGCUGCAAUGAUUUUAAAAAAUAAAAUAAUAAAUAUAAAGGAUAUUACAAAUCGUAUACACAAAGUCCUUAUUAACCAUCAAAGGCAGGGGCAUGUUCUUCCUAUCGAUAACAAAAGACAUGGAGCAAUGCACUACAAAUUAACAUAUGACCUAUAAUGUUUUAAAAACAGUAGAGUGUUUAUAAAAACUACAUUUUAAAAAAAAUACUUAAAACUACUUCCAUUGUAUGUAUAAAAACUGUAAUCAUUGAUUUUUGAAAUAACGCGGUGCAGUUGUGUAAUCAAGGACUGUUCUUUAUUGGAGCAGUGCACAGCAGAUAGGCACUUUAUACGUGAUCUGGAGGGAACUGAUCACUAUUUAUACCGACGAUGAUUGGUUCCUCAAUCUGCACAUGUAUGUAAAUGUAUUUGAAAAAAUCAUGAAUGGGUAAUGGGGCCAACCUGGUGAUUUUGUGGAUCCAAAUUGGCAGAAAACGAGAGCUGAAUGUUUUAUUUUUUUUUUAAAGACCACUUAAAGAAGAUUCAGCAAGUGAUCAAACGAGGAAAGAUUUCUGAGCUAAAAGACUGUAAAAAAUGUUAAAACGUUUAAGUGAUAUGUUCAAAUUCAGUGUGUGAUCGCUAAAUACCGGGAGAAUCCUUUAUAAAAUUUCAUUUCAUUUCUUAUAUUUUUGGUAGGAAACAUAUUCCAGCAGAAUUUUUUAAAGCAGUUGAAACACUUACAUUCAAGCACGUGCAAAUGUGUAUUAUUCAUUAUAUUGCCUGCAACAGUGUAUAAGGAUAAAAUCAAAUUUUUCCAUAUCUAGUAGUUAAUAUAUUUUAAAACACUAAGCAUGGACCAAAAAGUGAUACGCUUCCUUCAAACAAAUUCACAGUAGGGUCACCAGAAUAAUAUAUGAACUUGUAAAUUGUGUGUAAACCAUUUGACAAUUGUUACUUGAUUUAAGAGCUUUCACUUUCAUAAAUGUUGCUACGGUGGUUUUAUCUAACUUAUGUAAUUUCUUUUUUGUAAAAUUAUUUUAUCAAUUAUUUGUGAAAUGUGGAUCUACUUGUAUGUCCCAUAUGAAAGUUUUUCUAAAAAUUCAGUGAUAUUUACAUUUAUAAGUCUGUGUUGGAUGCAAACAUUGGAAGACUGUUUAUUAUUAUUUUGUUUGUCAGACUUGCUAAAUACUAAUGUGUAGGGAAGAACUACAGAAGCUGGUUUAAAUCGAAGGUAGACACAAAAUGCUGCAGUAACUCAGCAGGACAGGCAGCAUUUCUGGAGAGAAGGAAUGGGUGACGUUUCAGGUUGAGACCCUGCUUCAGACUCAAUACUAAAUUAAUACUACACAGUGCUAAAUACUAAUGCUGAGCCCCUCCUUAGAAAUCAAGUUCUGCACAUGGACAUUCCCAAAUCACAUUGGUAUUUUAUUGCUCUCAGAUAACAUUAAGCACAUUCUGAUUGCAGAACAAUUGCCAAUAAUUAGCUUAACAUUUAAGUGUUCAGCUCAGCACUUUGAUGCAUCUCCCUCUUGGAUGUAUUACUUGUCGAAGUUAGCAAUAGACUGGUUGAAUUAACAAGCUUGCUUUCAUCAUUCCUUCUCAGUAGGCUGCCAUGAGACGAUGAAUGAAAUUCAUGACCAUGAUUGCUGUUUCAGUUGCAAAAGGCUGGCUUAAUGUUAACAAGCAUACAGAUUUUAUUUUUGCACAGUUACUAGCUGUAUUAUAUGAAAUUAUAACAUAAUGAAUCUCCUGAGAAAUAUUGUACUCUUAUUUACAGAAAACAUUAUCCUUUUAGAACUGUCUAUUCCUUUUAAAAUUUUCAGAAUUAAUUAUGUCUUGCAUGUUGGCAGUGUACAUUAAUAGGCAAUAGGUGCAGGAGUUGGCCAUUCGGCCCUUUGAGCCAACACUGCCAAUCACUGUAAUCAUGGCUGAUCAUCCACAAUCAGUACCCCGUUCCUGCCUUCUCCCCAUAUCCCUUGACUCUGCUAUCUUUAAGAGCUCUAUCUAACUAUAUCAUAAGUUAAAAUAAUAUUUGAAAAAAAUUGACAAACUGACAAACAUUUCAGCUCUGUGCACAGAUGUUUUCAGAUGUGCUGUGCAAUCUUUGCCCUCUGUUAUCCUUAAUAUUACCUGGCAGGGUAAUGUGUUUCUACCUUUACUGUUGGUAAUACUCACUCAAGAGUAUGGCCAGCAUGAACAAUUCUGAUUUCCCAAGUUAUUAUCAAAGACAGGGAAGAGCGCAUUGAAAAAACUACAAUAUGCUACUUUUCCGAUACUCUUUGGCCUAAAGUGAUAGGCAGCCGGCUAUCUUGUUCUAUUAUGGCAUUUUCUAUUACUGCUAUUAGAUUUUAUGAAUCUCAUGGAAAUAUGCUGGAAAAUACACUCUAGUUCAAAAAUCCCUUUCAAUGUGUUUAAAAGAAUAUUCAAACAUAGUGCCAAAUAUUAACUAGGAGUAUGAUUUAUAACCGCCUUCCUAUGCACUCAAAUCAGAUGGAUAGACUAGAACCCCACAACAUGAAAAUAUCUGGGAUUGUACUUGACCAAUGAAAUGUGCAUUCUUUUUUGCGUUAUGGUAUAGAAAUUUUGACCCAUCCCCAUGUCUGGCAUUUUUGGUCCAUGUAGUUUGAGUAGUAAUUAGUAUUAUUUAGUACAGUUAAGGUAAAUUACAUUAAUUCCUGAUGGGAUAUCCUGACACUUUACACUUCAGGGAAUCAGUGUAAGUAUGUAAUUGCUAGCUGGUACAACUCUCUCAUUUUGAAAAUGUGUGUCGUAAAUGUGAUGACAAUUGUUAAAAUUAUUUGUAUAUUGCUGCAAACUUAUAAGCCUUCUCAAUAACAGCACCACGGAGUUUGCAUAUACCUUUUCAACAAUAAUGUUUCCGGUUCUGUUAUGAUGUAGAAAUUUUCACCCGUCCCCAUGUGUGGCUCUUUUGGUCCAUGUAGUUUGAAUAACAAUUAGUAUUUAUUACAGUUAAAGGUAAAUUGUAUUCAUUCCUGAUGGAAUUUUAUGAGCCUUGUCAAUAACAGCACCAAGGAUUUUGCAUAAACCUUUUCAAGCAUAAUAUUUCCAGUUCUGUGUUGUUCUCGAACACUGAUUUUAGUUCUAAAUGUAAAGUAUAAUAGUAGCUACGAUUCUUUCUGUACAAGCCAGUUGUAGAUUGAAAUCGGUGUUUUAGACAUAAGUAACAACCCACUGAAAGCGACAGUAACUGAAUACUGAUUUUGUUAUAAAAUCUUGAACUUUAAUUGAAAUUUCUAUAUCGAUCAGGUUUCCGAUUACUGUUCCAAUACAGAAUUUUAUUGUUGUGAAAUACAAUGCCAGUGGUGAGCAUUGUAGGCAGUGAUAUCCCUGUAUUUCUCCUAUAUAAAAUGGUUCCAAAGUUUCAAUACUGUGUAAACGUGAGACAAUAAACAUAAUAUCAAUACACCCAUAUUCAUGUAGUUACAGUAUCUUUGCUGUUCGGCUGGUGAUAUGAUUUGACUUUUCUGAUUGUAUAUUGGUGCCUUUGCUGUUCUAUAUUGACAAACUGUGUUAAUGUGAUUCAUUCUUGGCACCACUGCUUACUGUGGGAAUUAUGAAAAUUGCUGCCUUUAUUAGGGAAGUUACUUUAUUUGUAAAUGACUUUUUAUAUCUAUUUCAAUAUAACUUACAUUUUCCUAUAAAAGUGAUAAAUAAAACUGCCAGAGCCAUCUGUUUUAAUUCAUGUGGACAAUCAAUGUUGAUGAAACCGCAUCCUUUUUGUCAAUGUGUUGCCUUGAUUCAUAAUCAAAAUUUCCUUUUUGAUUGGAAAGAUUGAUUGUUGGAUAUAUAUGUAGGUGUGGGAAGAAGUGCUGCUAAUUAACUUUGAAAAUUGCAUAAUGAUUCAAAAAUAGAAUUGUGACUACCGUAAUGUUAAUGAACAUGCUGUGAAAGUCUGAUCCACAUUUACUACCAGUGCAGCAAAGGCAUUUGGACAAAAGUGCGUGCAAAUUUUGUUUGUGGCAAAAUAAAUGUAUCCAGAUGAAAUUAAGUUAUUUAUGCAUAAUUUUGUAAAAUCAAUGUCUGAAAUGCAAUGGUUCAUAAAGUUACUUGCCAAAUUUGCAUUUUUAAAAACA